Messenger RNA from Danio rerio (zebrafish), 955 nucleotides. RefSeq names its product glutathione peroxidase 7 (gene gpx7). Gene Ontology annotation, molecular function: glutathione peroxidase activity; peroxidase activity. The record is from RefSeq and is marked provisional. NCBI's taxonomy places the organism in Eukaryota, Metazoa, Chordata, Actinopteri, Cypriniformes, Danionidae. Gene Ontology annotation, cellular component: endoplasmic reticulum lumen. Gene Ontology annotation, biological process: response to oxidative stress; cellular oxidant detoxification.
CAGUUUGCUCCACAUCACAGCAUCAUGGGGAUGUUUCUGAGGGCGUUUACUUUAAUCACUUUAGUAUGUCUGCUAGAGGCCAAACAGAAAGACUUUUACACGUUUAAAGUGGUAAACAGCAGAGGCCGGUUAGUUUCUCUGGAGAAAUACAGAGGAUCGGUGUCUCUGGCAGUGAAUGUGGCCAGUGAAUGCGGUUACACAGACGAGCACUACAAAGACCUUCAGCAGCUGCAAAAAGACUUCGGCCCGUUCCAUUUCAACGUCUUGGCUUUUCCCUGUAACCAGUUCGGUCAGCAGGAGCCCGGCAGCGAUAAAGAGAUCGACAGCUUCGUGCGCAGAGUCUACGGGGUUUCCUUUCCAAUCUUCAGCAAAAUAGCUGUUGUGGGUAUUGGGGCAAACAAUGCUUACAAAUACCUCGUCGAAGCGUCUAGAAAAGAGCCGACCUGGAAUUUCUGGAAGUACCUCAUUGAUACCGACGGCAAAGUCGUUGAUGCUUGGGGUCCCGAAGUCUCCGUCAAAGAAAUUCGCCCACGGAUCACGGAGAUGGUUCGGAAGUUGAUCAUCAAGAGGAAAGAAGAGCUGUAAAAAUCCUCAUCUGCGAACCCUGUUGACACUCAGACCUCAGAAACAGAUCUCUUUGAAGAAACACAUGCUAAUUUAGGCCUCUUCAAACAGCGCAGCGUGAGAUUACUCCAGCACAGCUCACAUCUCCUCUACUUUGUUGCAUCAGAUUUGUUCUCUUGACAUGUUUGUGAAGAGAAGCACUGAGAAAUAAAGACCACUUUUAUUAACAGACUGACUAAAUGAUGGCAAAACAAUGAAAAGGGAGCAAUAGGAUGAAUGGUUCUGGAGCUGAAAUGUUUGUUUUUAUGUACUCCAGCUAACAUUUUUACUUCUGCGAUCUUUCUAAGAGGUGAAAAUGGCUUCAAUAAAGGUUUUUUAAAGUGUUUUCAGA